This is a messenger RNA of Amblyraja radiata (thorny skate), 975 nucleotides long. RefSeq names its product probable histone-lysine N-methyltransferase PRDM7. Bases 1 to 975 code for a protein of 324 amino acids. The transcript is spliced from 7 exons. Gene Ontology annotation, molecular function: protein binding; histone methyltransferase activity. NCBI's taxonomy places the organism in Eukaryota, Metazoa, Chordata, Chondrichthyes, Rajiformes, Rajidae. The record is from RefSeq and is a predicted model, not a curated record. Gene Ontology annotation, biological process: regulation of DNA-templated transcription.
AUGUCUGGGACGCAGGGUUCAGAGGAUUCUGACCAUUUCAACGACAUUGCUGGCUAUUUUUCAAAGGAAGCGUUUGAAGAACUAAUGGACUGGGAGAAGGUCCGUUAUAAGAACAUAAAACGGAAUUAUGAAGCCAUGGUUGCCAUUGGAUUAGACGUACCAAAGCCCGAAUUUAUGACCAAUCGGAGCAGAAGGCGUCCAAUCCAAGUAUACGAAUCUAGCGAGUCAGAUGAGGAUUGGACACCUAAACUUCUGACAAAAAAUCCACAACUUGUCUCCACCAGAAAGACUUCGGGAUCUGCAAGCGAGGAAAUGACCAAAGAAACAGAAAAAAUAAGUUAUAAUUUACGAAAUAAGGAGAGAAUACUUUACACAGAAGAAGGGGAGCUCCAUGAUGAUGAUUACCUUUUUCUUAAUUUUGCAUUUUCUGUUUCAGUUUGUGAAGCCUGCGAGAAUUUUUUUACUGAAGAAUGCCCUGUGCAUGGCCCACCAGUCUUUAUGAAGGACACUGUCGUUGAUUCCAAUCACCCAGAUAGAGCACGUUUAACUCUUCCAGAGAGUCUCAGCAUUGCCACGUCCAAAAUUCGUAAAGCUGGUCUUGGCGUCUGGAAUGAAGGGAAGGUUAUUCCCAGGGGCGUUCAUUUUGGACCCUAUGAAGGAGAGGUUUCAAAUGAAGAAGAAGCUGUUGUCAGUGGGUAUUCAUGGAUGAUCAGUAAGGCAAACAAUGACACUGAAUACAUUGAUGCACAGGAUGAAUCUAAAUCGAACUGGAUGAGAUUUGUCAACUGUGCCAGAAAUGAGGAGGAACAGAACCUUGUUGCCUUCCAGCACCGGGGCAACAUUUACUACAGGACCUGCAAGCCGGUUCCUCCUCACUGCGAGUUGCUGGUCUGGUACGGUGAUGAAUAUGCCAAGGAGCUGGGAAUCACAUGGACCACAAUGUGGAUGUCAAACCAAGACCCAAAAUGUGAGUGA